Molecule: messenger RNA, 1803 nt
Organism: Trichomonas vaginalis G3
Lineage: Eukaryota; Parabasalia; Trichomonadida; Trichomonadidae
Product: ribonuclease inhibitor domain-containing protein
Exons: 1
Coding region: 1-1803 (600 amino acids)
Source: RefSeq, a predicted model, not a curated record
AUGACUGGAUUUUUCGAUGAAUGUGAAAAAUUAACCGAGAUAGAAGUUAUUUCUGAUAACUACAUUCUUGAAAAUGAUGUAGUUUAUAACAAAGAAAAGACAAGAAUUAUCUCAUUCUCAAUCAUAUCUCCAAUAGAAUCUUUCACUGUUCCUGAAUCAGUUAAAGCAUUAAAUGAUUUAGCAUUUUAUGGCACAAAGAAUUUGAAAAAUUUGACAUGUAAACAUAUUGUUGAAAUCGUUUAUGCAACAUUUCUUAAAUCAUCUCUAGAAUAUAUUAUAUUGACUGAUGAUUCGAAUACUUUCAUAUUACAAGGAUUUACAUUUUCAUAUUCAUCAAAUCUGAAAUAUGUUGAAGUCAACUGUGAAAUUUUUCAAAUGUGCGAUUUCAUGUAUUGUACAAGUCUAGAAUUUGUCAAAACCAAUGCAAAUCGAAUAGGACCUGGAGUAUUUAUGUUUUGUAAAUCUUUGAAAGAAUUUAGUUUCAAAGGAGUUAAAGAAAUUCAAACAAAAGCAUUUUCCAAUUGUCAUUCAUUAAAUAGAAUAGAAUUUGAUCCCAAUAUCCAGGGAAUUGCAGGUUUCGCAUUUAAAAAUUGCAUAAACAUUCAAGAAGUUAUAUUUGAUCAAUUAACACAAAUGAGCGGAAUUGAACAAGGAGUAUUUAUGAAUUGUAUUCGUUUAUCAUCAGUUGCUCUUCCAAUUUAUAUGCAGAAUAUUAUGGAUUUUGCAUUUGCAAAUACUUCUUUGAAGGAAAUUAGAAUUCCUCCAACAGCUCAAGUUAUGUCACAUGCCUUAGAUAAUAAUCCAAACAUAAAAAUAAUAAAUACACUUGUUUAUGAGAAUGAAUUUGUAACAUAUUCUAGAGGGGAAAAAACUUUUAUUACAACAUUAAGUAAACCAAAUUCUACCUAUACAGUUCCAGAUGGAAUAGAUCAACUAAAUGCAUUAGCAAUUAACUCAAAUCAUGUUUUUAAUGAAACUAUUGGUGCAUAUGAAAAUGAUUUAGGAAUUCUAACUCUGAUUAUACCAGAAUCAGUUCAUCAGAUUAGUAUUGGAGGCAAUACACAAUUCUUUCAAUUAGGAUUGCAUUUUGUUGAAAACAUUUGUUACAAUGGUACUGAAUUAGAAAUGCAGAUAUAUUAUAGUGAUGCAUUGCGUUACUUUAGUUCGUUUUUAUAUUAUCCAAUGGAUCCGGAGAUGAUGGGUGGCUAUUUGGUUGAUAUUGAUGGACCAUUUCCAAAUCCAAAACUUUAUGCACCUAACUUGAAGGUUUCUGAAUAUUAUAUGAGUGCUUUCCAAAUUUUGCGAGAACCAUGUCCUGAAAGUGUAACACCACCUGAAAAAAUUAUUGAUGAAGCAGAUAUUAUUCAUAAAAAGAUUGUUAUCAAAAAGGAUCAAACACGAAAUUCCGAGACUGCUUCUAGUAAUUUCAAUUCGUAUACACAAAGUUCAACCACAGAAAGUUCAAAUGAUCCUAUUUUGUCAAUAGAAGGUGGAAAUGCAUCAAAUAAUGAUUCAAAAUUAUCAUCGAGAGAGAAGAUAACUAUUGCAGUUUGUGUUUCUCUAUUAAUUGUUGUUAUAGUUUUGUCUGUCAUAUACAUUUUCAUCAGAGAAAAAACAUCAACAAUAUCAGAUGAUAGUGAUGUCUUCGAAAUGGCUGAAGAAACAAAACAAACUGGAACUGCAGUUACAUAUGAUAAUCCAUUCUUUUCAGCACAUGGAUCUCUGCAAGAUGAUCCAUUUGCAUCCGAUUUCCAAAAUGAUGAUGAACAAGAUCAAUAUUUCAGAGAUGGUGAUGAUGAAUAA